Messenger RNA from Microsporum canis CBS 113480, 1080 nucleotides. RefSeq names its product allantoicase. Gene Ontology annotation, molecular function: allantoicase activity. The coding region runs from base 1 to 1080 and encodes 359 amino acids. Gene Ontology annotation, biological process: allantoin catabolic process. NCBI's taxonomy places the organism in Eukaryota, Fungi, Ascomycota, Eurotiomycetes, Onygenales, Arthrodermataceae. The transcript has a single exon. The record is from RefSeq and is a predicted model, not a curated record.
AUGCCCACCAAGGUCAGCCCUGUCCCACGAGAGGAGAUAGACAAAUGCUUCUCCAAGACGACCAAUCUAGCAUCUUCCAGCUUGAACUCCACGAUCCUGGCCUGUAGCGAUGAGUACUUUGCUGCUGCAUCGAACCUGCUCACACCCGGCCCUCCGAUCCAUAAGCCAGGCGUCUUCGUGCAUACAGGAGCAUGGUACGACGGAUGGGAGACCAGGCGCCAUAACCCGGCCGAGUACGACUGGGCGCUCGUCAAGCUGGGCGUAGGCAGUGGAAUCAUCGAAGGAAUCGAGAUUGAUACUGCGUACUUUGUGGGCAACUAUGGCGAGCAAGUCCUUGUCGAGGGUGCAUAUCUGCCAGGCGCCGACCCUGAAUCAUCCUCGAGUGAGCAGGAAAUGAUCAGUGACAGCUACUUUAAAUGGGAGACCAUCCUCCCGCUACAGCCAUGCGGUCCCUCGAUGCGUCACGCGUGGAAGUUGCUGGAGCCGACAGGCCCGUUGACGCAUGUCCGGGUGCGUAUGUAUCCAGAUGGCGGAUUCUCCAGACUGAGGCUAUACGGCCAUGCCCUGCCGCCGUCUCUGGCAUCAACUCAGAGCCAGACUCCGCCCAUAGAAGAGCUCUCGUCUGCGCUGAUGGGUGGUCUUGCUCUCUCUGCUAGCAACCAACACUUUACUCCGGCUUCCAACCUCCUCCUACCCGGACGAGGGAAGGACAUGGGCGACGGAUGGGAGACCGCCCGCUCGCGCCAACAAGGCCAUGUCGACUGGGCUAUCGUGAAGCUGGGACUGCCUGGGUCUGUCGUCAAGGUGGUGGUCGAUACCAAGGACUUUAGAGGGAACUUCCCGCGUGCGGUGCGUGUCGAGUCAAUCGACUGGAAGGACAACGGCGACAGUGAGCCGCCGUUUGACCAUGCUGGCUGGACUGAGUUGGUCAAGGGAGAACAGGCGUGCAAAGCUGAUACAGAACAUGUAUUCGAAGGGGAGAACCUCGUUGCCGGCCGUCAUAUAACGCAUGUCAAGCUUACUAUGAUUCCCGAUGGAGGAGUCAAAAGAUUCCGCAUCUUUGGACAUAGAUCUAUUUGA